GUUUAUAUUUUAAUAACCUAACAUUCUAAAUAAUACCUACAUAAAAUACAUAAUAUUAUUAUUACAUUCAUAAUAUUAGUGUACUAGUUAAGUCUAACAUUCUGAUAUACGGGUACAUGAUUUUUUUGAAAAUUAAAUUUAUUUAAAAAAGUAUUUUGUGGUACUAUGAAGGUGUCUGUAGAACAAGUGUAUACAUCUGUCGCCUGUAACCGCAAACCUGAAGUGGUAGACUGGAAUUACGAAGGGAUAAUUUGUUACGGUGCCUGUAAUGCUGUUGUUGUUUGUGAUCCGAAUGAAAAAACUAAAGAUAGAGUAACAGUACUGAGUCACCAUACAGGACACGUAAACUCUGUAAAAUGGAUACACAAUCACAAUGGCCAAACAACAGAGUUGCUCUCUUGCUCAGUUGAUAAGACUGCUGUCAUCUGGACAUUACAAAACGGUCGCUGGAAUGUCACCAGUAUUCUCAAGGGACAUACAGAAGGAGUUACCAAUAUAUAUGGAAAUUACCAUGGAGACCGACUUACUGUUUACACUGCAUCCACUGAUUCUACCAUUAAAGUUUGGGAAAGAAUAGAAGGUACGGUAACGCUCAAGCAAAGUAUAUCUCUACAUUCUGGUUUAUGUCUCACCCUUCACGCGCAAAUACUACCAUGCGCAAAUAAACCGCUAUUGCUUUGUGCACUGGAUGACCACAAAAUACAUAUAUUCGUCGGUGAGGACUAUCACAGAGCGCAUACUCUGGUUGGACACGAAGACUGGGUUAGGGGACUUGACGUGUUGGAAGUUGAUAACGACACAAUUAUCGUAGCGUCGGCUUCUCAAGAUACAUACAUCCGUCUGUGGAGGAUACAAAAGGUCAAAGCCCAACCGGAGUCCAAACUGAUUAAGGUUGAGGAAAAAGUGUUCCAUGCAUAUGACAAUCUUUGGUCUGUGAAACUUGAGGCAGUGCUUGCCGGUCAUGAAGCCUGGGUCUAUGGGGUACAAUGGCAUCCUUAUAGUUUUGAUGGUCCUACUAAAAAGCCGGUAUACCGUCUCCUGUCAUCAUCACUGGACAAAACCCUGAUUAUUUGGGAGCCAGACUCCAGUAGUACAGACGAAGGUGUCUGGGUAGAGAAGGUCAGGGUGGGCGAAGUGGGAGGCGGAGGCUUGGGUUUCUACGGGAGCCGUUUUGGACCAGAAGGUAUGUCCUUCUUGGGACAUGGUUACAAUGGCUCUUUUCACAUUUGGACUUUUGAUAAGGAAAGUGAGCAGUGGUCCCCGAGCGUGGUGUGCGGCGGACACUUCAUGUCGGUGGAGGACGUCGCCUGGGAGCCGCGCCAGGGCCGCUACCUGCUCAGCGUCUCCGCAGACCAGACUACGAGACUCCACGCCCCGGUCCGGAGGAGCGAUGGGUCCGUGGCUUGGCACGAGCUGGCCCGGCCGCAGAUCCACGGCUACGACAUGUCGGCCGUAGCCCCCCUCACCGCCACCACCUUCGCGUCCGCCGCCGAGGAGAAGGUUAUCAGGGUCUUCACAGCACCGCACAACUUCAUCAGCAAUUUCAAGAACCUCGUGGGAGAAGUCCUCGUCGCAGAUAACGAGAAAGGUCCGGAGGGCGCUUCGGUCCCCUCGCUGGGCUUGUCCAACAAGGCCGUGUUCAUAGAGGAGCAGGACGGCUCAGGCGCCGGUGACGACGGCGACGGCGACGGCUACUUCGCGCCCGUCGAUAUGAAAGAGCCGCCCACUGAGGAAACGUUGGUCCAGAACACGCUGUGGCCGGAACUGCAGAAGCUGUACGGGCACGGCGGGGAGGUGUUCGCGCUGCACGCCGCGCCCGACGGGACCCUGCUCGCCUCCGCCGCCCGGGCCACCGACGCCGUGCACGCCGCGCUCGUGCUGUGGGAAACCUCGAAAUGGCAGCAAAUACAGAAGAUAGAGUCGCACACGCUGACAAUAACGCAGCUCGCGUUCUCGCCGGACAGUCAGAAGCUAUUGUCCGUGUCCCGGGACCGGCGGUGGACGCUGUACCGUCGGCUGCCGGGGUCUAGCAGGUUCGAGGUGGCCGCCACCAGCGACAAGAGCAACGGCGUUCACUCCAGGAUCGUGUGGUGCUGUGCGUGGGCUCCCGACGCGCGAUUGUUCGCCACCGGCUCCAGAGAUGGCAAGGUCUGUUUGUGGGCGAAAUCAGAUACGUGCACCGACACGUCGCUAAAGGAGUACGCGCUGCACGGGAGCCCCCUGGAGGCCGGCGCCUCCGUGACGGCGCUGGCGUGCACGGGGCGCGGGGAGCGCUGCGUGCUGGCCGUGGGGCUGGAGACGGGCGCCGUCGACAUAUACAGGGCAGACGACUGGCGCCUCCUGCACCGCAUGGACCACAGCUCGGCGCAUCACCUGACCGUGAAGAGGUUAACAUUUAAUCCAAAAUAUGAGGGUAGCGAUGAAACGUUGUUGGCGAGUGCGGGCGCCGAUCACGUCGUGAGGAUACAUCGCCUCAAAAUAACUUAUUAAUAAAUAUUUUUA
Molecule: messenger RNA, 2502 nt
Organism: Bombyx mandarina (wild silkworm)
Lineage: Eukaryota; Metazoa; Arthropoda; Insecta; Lepidoptera; Bombycidae
Gene: Elp2
Product: elongator complex protein 2
Biological process (GO): tRNA wobble uridine modification
Cellular component (GO): elongator holoenzyme complex
Molecular function (GO): protein binding
Source: RefSeq, a predicted model, not a curated record